Molecule: messenger RNA, 3082 nt
Organism: Rattus rattus (black rat)
Lineage: Eukaryota; Metazoa; Chordata; Mammalia; Rodentia; Muridae
Gene: Btbd1
Product: BTB domain containing 1
Exons: 8
Coding region: 94-1560 (488 amino acids)
Biological process (GO): neurogenesis
Cellular component (GO): cytosol; P-body
Molecular function (GO): protein binding
Source: RefSeq, a predicted model, not a curated record
AAGGCAGGGGGGCGGCGCCGGCCUCAGGGCGGCUCGACCAUGGCGGCGGCGCGCCUGGUGCUCACUGCCUGAGCCGAGCCGCGCAGCGGGAGGAUGGCCUCGCUCGGGUCAGCCGCGGCUGGGGAGCCGGCGACCGGAGCUGAGGCGGAGCCAGGUCCUCCGGCCCCGCCGCCACCUCCGCCGCCGCCACCCGCUCCCUCGCCGUCCGCUCUCGGGCCGUUGUUGCCCCUGCAGCGGGAGCCGCUGUACAACUGGCAGGCCACCAAGGCGUCGCUGAAGGAGCGCUUCGCCUUCCUCUUCAACUCGGAGCUGCUGAGCGAUGUGCGUUUCGUGCUCGGCAAGGGCCGAGGCGCGGCUGCCGCCGGGGGCCCGCAGCGCAUUCCCGCCCAUCGCUUCGUACUGGCGGCCGGCAGCGCGGUCUUCGACGCCAUGUUCAACGGCGGGAUGGCCACGACGUCGGCCGAGAUCGAGCUGCCGGACGUGGAGCCCGCCGCCUUCCUGGCGCUGCUGAGGUUUUUGUAUUCAGAUGAAGUUCAAAUUGGUCCAGAAACCGUUAUGACCACUCUUUAUACUGCGAAGAAAUAUGCAGUCCCUGCCUUGGAAGCACAUUGCGUAGACUUUCUCACCAAACACCUUAGGGCGGACAAUGCCUUUAUGCUGCUAACUCAGGCGCGGUUGUUCGAUGAGCCUCAGCUGGCCAGUCUUUGUCUAGAUACCAUAGACAAAAGCACAGUGGAUGCAAUAAGUGCGGAAGGCUUUACUGAUAUUGACAUCGAUACACUCUGUGCAGUUCUAGAAAGAGACACACUGAGUAUCCGAGAAAGUCGACUUUUUGGAGCUAUUGUACGCUGGGCAGAAGCAGAGUGUCAGAGACAACAAUUGCCUGUGACAUUUGGAAACAAACAGAAAGUUCUAGGAAAAGCACUUUCCUUAAUCCGGUUCCCACUGAUGACAAUUGAGGAAUUUGCAGCAGGUCCUGCUCAAUCUGGAAUUCUGUCAGAUCGUGAAGUGGUAAACCUCUUUCUUCAUUUUACCGUCAAUCCUAAACCCCGAGUUGAGUACAUUGACCGGCCGAGAUGCUGCCUCAGAGGAAAGGAAUGCUGUAUCAAUAGGUUCCAGCAAGUAGAGAGCCGCUGGGGUUACAGUGGGACGAGCGAUCGGAUCAGGUUCACAGUUAACAGAAGAAUCUCUGUAGUUGGAUUCGGUUUGUAUGGAUCUAUUCAUGGGCCCACGGACUACCAAGUGAAUAUACAGAUCAUUGAAUAUGAGAAAAAACAAACCUUGGGACAAAACGAUACUGGAUUUAGUUGUGAUGGGACUGCUAACACAUUCAGGGUCAUGUUCAAAGAACCUAUCGAGAUCCUGCCCAAUGUCUGUUACACAGCAUGCGCAACACUCAAGGGUCCAGAUUCUCACUAUGGCACCAAAGGACUGAAGAAAGUGGUGCAUGAGACCCCUGCUGCAAGCAAGACUGUCUUCUUGUUCUUCAGUUCCCCUGGCAAUAACAACGGCACGUCAAUAGAAGACGGACAGAUACCAGAGAUCAUAUUUUAUACAUAACCUAGUGUUAACAACCAUUCAGUCUAAUCUCAAAAGCAUAAACAACUGGCCACAAAUAGUUUGAGUGUCUUGAGUAUUUAUAAUUACAGAUUAAGAAACAUUUUAGUUUCUUAGAAGUAAAAUAGUUCAUUUAAAUCUCUGCAUGAUUCAAAGGCAGACUUUCCCUCUUCUUGUAACUCUGGAAGCAAAGAGAACCAGGUUUGUGUAAAUUGCUGUCUUUCCUGCUCCGUCUUGUGUGAUUCUGCAGACCCGCUGACUUGCCAUCUUUCAGUAGUUUGGGAAUCGAGAGAUUCUUGACAUAAAUAGCAGAUGUGGGUGUUUGUUUGUUUGUUCGUUUGUUUAAACUUUUGUUUCAACUGUUUUGAAAGUUAGAUGAAAUGGGUGAGUAUUCCUACAGAAUCCUUUUAACUCAGAUAACUAAUUUCAGGAAAUUAAGAAAACUGACUUUAUACUUGGGAUUUUUAAAUAUCUGGUCAUUAGCUUUUGGAAUAAUGCUAAAAGUAAGCCUUGAAAACACCCAAGGAAAGUUUCAGUGCAUUUACAGGGAAGGUAUUUUGUAACUGUAUAAAAGUGCAUCCCACAGUACUGUUUAAAAGCUGGAAGUGGAGUUUGUAUAAAUUCACAGUGUGCUAUACACAGACCUAAAGGGGCUCUGAGAUGGGGUCUUUAUAACUCCCAUCCCACAGCCUGUCAUGGGCGGGUGACUGAGAUAUGACAGAUGCCCACAGAGAACCACUUCAGCACUGCAGUCCCUCAGACAGCAAGAAGGGGGCAGAAGACCAAGAUUCCUAACAGCUACUCUGAAUCAUAAAGCUGUGCAGCCAGUCACUCCUGCUGUCCUGCUUGACAUUUGUGACGUCCUUGAUGUGACUGAUACAUCUAUAGUAAGAGUUGGAUCAAAAGGAUAUUUGGCAGUGUGACAUUUCUACAUUUUUAUAUAAAGCAGAUUUUUAAAAUACAAGUAAGAUGACAUUUUCCCCCUUGGAAAUGAUUAUCUUACAAAAAAAAAAACCUUGUAUAAUUAAGCUUAAGGCGUUAUCAGUCUAUCAGAUGGUUGUGGGAAAUUAUUGAAAAUUCUUUUAAGUAUCAACUUAAAGAAUUUUUCUAAAUAGGAUAUAAAAGUUUUCAUCAAAAGUAAUAUUUUGUAUUUUCAAGAGGGCAGGGAGGUGAUGUGUUGGUGGCCAGGAUCUCUUGAACUUAUUGAAGAAAGGGAACUGUUUUCAGUCUGUUGAGUACCAUGAUCCUAUGGGUCUAACCCUCAGUUAGCUGAAAUAUCCAUGGAACGUGUGAUUCUGCUUAACUGAAGAUGAGUAAAGACUGGAUGUAGUAACCAUUCCUUAACCAGUAUUGCAUGCCAGAGGUAAGUUAGUGCUUUUGACAUUUGGGGCAUUCACAUGCCUUGUGUUUUACUCAACAACUGUAACUGAAUGUAGUCAUGGAAGGUACAAGAUACGGAACACUCACUGACAUUGGGACAUCACCUGGAAUUUUUAAAAUAAAUUUAUCCUUUUUGUUUACCUAA